GAUGUAUCGCCAGUGCAACCUGGCCUCAGACGGCUGAACGAAAGAUCUAAUCCAGUGUCAAGAAAGGGACAAACGCAGCUGUUUUAUUGCGGUAUCUAUCUGGCUGCCUCCGCUCAUUUCGACAAACGGGAACUGUCUUUGAGAAACUGUCGCCUUCUCUAUCAAACCAAAUAUUCUUUCUUUCCAAACCAGUACACCGUAAUCUGAUAUCUCACGUGGUUUUCGAAGUCAGAUCGACAAACGGACACAUUGGAAUGCAUUCAUAGAACAGACUUAGAGAACCGAGUUGCGAGUCGCGAAGCAAGUUAAAGAAGCGCUCUCCCACUUUCCAUUCAUUUCCAAAAUGGUGCCAGCCAGGGCCAGCCCUCGCUUCCGCCUGCUUCAGAAGAUCGAGCCUGACUACUGUCCGAGCAAGAUCACCCAGUAUGAAUCAGAGCGUACCGGCAUGAGAGUGGUCGUGGUGGACCAGGAAGGGCCUAAAUUGCAUGGCUUCUUCGUCUUGGCGACCGAGAUCCAUGAUGAUUCUGGAGCACCUCACACGCUAGAACAUCUGUGCUUCAUGGGCUCAAAGAGUUACAAGUACAAAGGGUUCUUGGACAAAUUGGCCACUCGAGCGUAUGCCGGCACCAAUGCGUGGACGGCCACCGACCACACCGCGUACACUCUUGAAACGGCGGGUUGGGCCGGAUUCGCACAAAUCCUGCCCGUGUAUCUUGAACACGUCAUCCUCCCAACACUGACAGACGCGGGCUGCACGACAGAAGUGCACCAUAUCGACGGCAAUGGCAAUGACGCAGGCGUCGUCUACUCGGAAAUGCAGGGUGUACAGAAUACCGCCUCGGAAUUGAUUGAACUGCGGUCGAAGAGGAUUGUGUACCCUGAAGGAGUGGGUUUUCGCUAUGAGACUGGAGGUAUGAUGGAACAGCUUCGUGUUCUUACGGCUGAGCGGAUACGAGAAUUCCAUCGCGAUAUGUACCAGCCUCGGAAUCUAUGCCUGGCACUGUUCGGUGAGAUCGAUCACCAGGAGCUCCUGGCCAUCUUGGAUGAAUUCGAGACUUCCAUCAUGUCCGACAUUCCAAGCCCAGACGCUCCUUUCAAACGACCCUGGAUCGAGUCCAAGCACGCGCCUGCCUUGACAGAGUCUACGAUGGCACGUGUUGAAUUUCCCGAGGAGGAUGAGUCCUACGGAGAGAUUGAUAUUCGUUUCCUGGGCCCGGAUUGUUCGGACCUGGUCUCUUCAUCAGCGCUCAAUGUGGCGCUUCUGUACCUCGCUGGCUCGUCAGCCGCGGUGCUCGACAACACGCUUGUGGAGAAAGAACACUUGGCAAGUGGUGUAUACUACCAGGUCGACAGCCGGCCUCGCACGGAGAUUGCAUUCUCCAUGUCCGGCGUCGAGACCAAACGUCUGCAACAUGUGGAGAAAAGAUUCUUCGAGGUCCUGGCAGAGGCUAUGCAGUCACCCUUGGACAUGAAUUUCAUGCAGGACUGCAUCGAUCGACAAGUGAGGACUUACAAGUUCAACGCCGAGGCUUCACCAACAGCAUUUGCCGACUACAUUAUCUCGGACUACCUCUACGGCAAGCGGGAUGGUUCGACACUCGACAUGAUCAAGUCAUUGGAGCAUUUUACGAAGACGUUGACAAGUUGGAGCGAGCAGCAGUGGAAGGAUUUCAUCAAGCGGUACAUUUCUGACGCUCCUCAUGUUUCCAUCCUCGGUGUCCCAUCAGCACGACUGUCUGACCAACUGAAGACCGACGAAGCCUGCCGGAUUGAGGAGCAGAAGAAGAGACUGGGUCCAGACGGCCUGAAGAAGAUGCAGGAGAAACUCGACGCUGCCAAAGCCGAGAAUGACCGGGAAAUCCCACGAGAACUCCUGGGACAGUUUAAAGUACCCCCGACUGAGUCGAUCCAUUUUGUUACGACCUCUGGUGCUCGCGCGGGGUUGGCACUUGAAGUCGGCAAGCCACAUAACAAGUACCAGAAAAUCAUUGAUGCUGAUGCUGGGGAUGUGCCCUUGUUCCUUGACUUUGAACAUAUUCCGACCAACUUCGCCCGGGUCAACUUGAUCAUCUCCACCGAGACGCUUCCCGACGAACUCAGGCCGCUGUUAUCAAUCUACAUGGAAGCCUUCUUCAACUUGCCUCUCAAACGUGGUGACAAGGUCAUUGAUUUCGAACAAGUCGUGAUCGAGCUCGAGCGGGACACGGUCGGCUACAACAUCGACUCGGCGGGCAGCCUGGGCAACAACGAAGGCAUACGAGUCAGUUUCCAAGUCGAGAUCGAACGGUACGAAGUCGCAAUCAAAUGGCUGACCGAGCUGCUGUACAACUCCGUGUUCGACUGGGAGCGGCUGAAGGCCAUCAACACGCGUCUUCUGGCCGAUGUGCCCGACGCAAAGCGUAGCGGCGACGAUAUGAUGGUCGCUGUGCGGCUUAUGACCCACCUCGCGCCGAAAUCAAUAGGUCGUGCGCGGAGCACGCUCGUCAAGGCUUUGUACUUGAAACGCAUCAAGCAAUUGCUAGCUGUCGAUCCGACUGAAGUUGUGGACCAGCUCGAGCGGUUGCGCGAGCAUAUGUGUCGCUUUGAAAAUUACCGCCUUCUGGUGAUCACUGAUCUGGACAAGGUGCAAGAGCCGGUGAGCGCGUGGAAGCCAUUCCUCGAGGGCAUGCAGACCAAGACCAAGACAGAGCUCAAGCUCAAUCCGAUCGGGAAGCGAAUCGAUCGACUGAGCGAGGCGGGCAGGAACCCUGGACAGUUGGCCUACGUCGUGCCGAUGCCGACAAUCGACAGCUCGUUCGCAUAUGCGGCAGCGAGGGGCCCCACGUCUUGGGACGAUCCAGCAAUGCCGGCUGUCAUGGUCGCCAUGGCGUAUAUGAAUGCCGUCGAGGGGCCCUUGUGGGUGGCUGUCCGAGGGACGGGCCUCGCGUACGGCACCAACAUGGGCUACGAUAUCGAUAGUGGGUAUGUGCAUCUGGAUGUGUACCGGUCGCCGGACGCGUGGAAGGCGUUCGAGGCGAGUCGAGAGGUUGUGCGCGGCCAUAUGGAUGGGAGGAUUGAAUUUGAUCCGCUGAUGCUGGAGGGCGCGAUCAGUAGUAUCGUCGUGGCAUUCGCCAAUGAGCAGCAGACGUUGGCCAGUGCGGCGGCGGCGAGCUUUAUCCGCGCGGUCAUGAAAGGCCUGCCGGAGGAUCAUAUGGAGACGUUGUUGAAGAAGGUUCGGGACGUGGGCGUGGAGGACAUCAAGAAGGCUUUGAGGGGUGUGGUGUGGAAUAUGUUCACCCCAGGACGCGCGGAUGUCUUUGUUACGUGUGCGACGGGGUUGAAGGAGGCUAUUUCGGAUGGGUUGAAGGGAGCCGGGUUCAAGCCCGAGAUCCGGGAUUUGACUUACUUCCAGGAUGAUUAUGGGUUGAAAGCUGUCGAUGGUGAGGACGGGGAAGAGGAGGAUGUCGAGGUUGAGAGUGAUGGAGAGGGAGAGUCGAUUGAUAUCGAGGGCAGUGAGGGCUAUGAGAUGAUCGAGGGCGACGACGACGAUGAUGCCUGAGGGGAAUAGAUUCGGAAAGAACCACUUGAUAUUGGCAGCGAGGUCAACCCUGGCUAGAUGGUAGAUUUCGGGUCAGUCGAAGCAUGGAAGAAAAAGAUAGUUGAAGCUCUCCAGCAGUUCAAGACGUAUGAAUGUUGAAUGUGAAAUGACCAAGAAACUUGAA
Molecule: messenger RNA, 3701 nt
Organism: Exophiala xenobiotica
Lineage: Eukaryota; Fungi; Ascomycota; Eurotiomycetes; Chaetothyriales; Herpotrichiellaceae
Exons: 3
Coding region: 344-3538 (1064 amino acids)
Molecular function (GO): metal ion binding
Source: RefSeq, a predicted model, not a curated record